Messenger RNA from Exophiala viscosa, 639 nucleotides. RefSeq lists its product as uncharacterized. Lineage: Eukaryota; Fungi; Ascomycota; Eurotiomycetes; Chaetothyriales; Herpotrichiellaceae. The record is from RefSeq and is a predicted model, not a curated record. The transcript is spliced from 3 exons. Bases 1 to 639 code for a protein of 212 amino acids.
AUGGCUAAUGAUGAAUCCGAUGCACUCGAUGCGCUUGAAAAGGAAGCAAAGGAGUAUGACAAGGAUGCUGAGAUAGAUCGAAUCCUCAAAGCAUUUAAACUUGAUGCAUAUGCAGUCCUUGAUCUUCAGCCUGGUGUUCCAGAGUCAGACAUCAAGAUUGUCUAUCGCAAGAAGUCUCUACUAAUCCAUCCCGACAAAUCCACGAAUCCUCAAGCCCCAGAAGCAUUCGACCGUUUGAAGAAAGCUCAAACAGCUCUCUUGGAUGAAAAGCAACGGGAGCAUCUAGAUGAAUGCAUUGCAGACGCCAGACAGUUGCUCAUUCGGCAGCACAAGUACACCGUGGACUCGGAAGAACUAAAGACGGAAGAGUUCAAGCAGGAAUGGAGAAAGAAGACGGUGGAGGUCUUGAUAGACGCCGAAGCGAGGAGAAGGAGGCAGAUUAAGGCGAAGAUGCAAGAAGAAGGUCGUGAACAAGCCAAAGAAGAUGCAGAAAUCGAGGCAAGGAAGCGAAAACGCGACCAUGAAAAGAAAUGGGAGGACACCCGGGAGCAGCGGAUAGGAAGCUGGCGAGACUUUCAGAAAGGUGUCAAGAACGGAGAAGAUUCGAAAAAGAAGAAGAAAAUGAAGGUGCUUGGUUAG